AUGUCAUUGCCUCCGCGGGUAAAGGCCCUUGCCUGGCCGAGGACGAAUUUCCGGCACGCACGAUCACCGUCAAUGCCAAGUCGAACCGAUUCAUCGAGCUCCAUUUAUCAACGUUGACCGCGCGGCGUCGUAAAUCUUCUUUAAACGCGUUUCGCGGAUUGUCGCGUGCGCGGCAUCCAGCCUUGCGACAAUGUAUGAAUACCCGAUUAACUGGAUCGCUUUGUCAUCCAUCGGCGAUUGAAUGAUUGAAUCGUGACUCGUGGCGAUGGUGAGUUCUUCCAGCAGGUUCCAACAAAAGCGAAACUUUUGAAAUGAAUGGUGAGAUAAUAUUCGAAGCUCGAAGUUAAAUCCAUUAAAGACUAGCCAAUAAUUUAUCACGAUGUCUGCAAUACUCUGGUUUCGUUGAACAAAAUUGUAGAAUGUAGAAGAAUGUGAAUUAUAAUAGAGAGAUUUACAUUAAACGAGAUCUUAGAAUCUAAUGGCAGGCGUUAUUUGUAUAUUUUAGACGUACGAAGAUUUUUUUAAAUGUUGCAGUAUUAUAUCUCAGAUAUAUGUAUAUUAUUCGUACAGUGAAGAUUUUAAAAUUGGUCGAAUUGUUUGGGACUUCGCAAUUUUUUGUUUUCAUUUUUCUUUUAUAGCUCUCAAUUGUAAGCUUCUUGCGUGUUUGUUAAUUUGGCACACGUGAGUAGGUUUGUGUAAUAGAUUCGAGGUAGAAAUUCGAAUUUUUCACCUACGUUAUUACACCUUCAAUAUCUGCGCCAUCUAAAACAAUCGAGAUUAAACCGUAACGACAUUGAUCUAACUUAAUAUUGUAAUGAUGUUUAAUCCAAAUUUAACGUUUCAAUGAAGCACAACAAAAUAGCUAAUAAUUUAAAAGAAUAUCCAUAUUUAAUAAAGAUUAAAUGAUAAUAAUAUCAUCUCGUGUACGUUAUAUUAAUUUACUAUUACUAUUAUUUACUAUUACUAUUAUAUUAAUUUACAAAACUCUUCUUUUUUAGUAAAAGAACAGUGAAUUAGUAACAUAAUAUUUCAAUCGGAAUGAACUGUCACAAACAUGAAGGAACGACGAAUAUAUUUCGUUCGUUUCAAUCGCAUGCAUAUGCAUGCGGUUUUGAAGUAGAGUAAAUACCAUGGGAAUUCUGACCGUGUACAAACCUAUUUCGAGAAAGCUACACGACAAUCUUGCAGCGUGACUAUGCGCAUUCGGCUCGCACACGAGCGUCUAGUUCCAUAGUAAACUUUACCUUGAGCAAAUUAUAGGAUGAAACGCUGCAUUUGACCGAUCCGUUUGAUCGACGCUUACGAGAGGAGUAACACGAGAGUGAAACCGUUUCGUUUAUUUCCGACUAACGUCUAAUGGCUCCGUUUAAUACCAUAAUCCUGUAUUAAUUGUAUCUACGCGAAGAAUUUUUUCUUUUUUCUUUUUUUUUUCUUUUUUUUUUGUUUUUUACGCUUUAAUCAACGUGCAACGGAAGUCUACGAGCAACGCACUUACAUAAACGUUGCGUUAGGUAAUGUAUUUCUUCUUUGUGGAAGAUUUUGUUUGCUCAACACGUUCAGACAGAACUGCUUCUUCCUUAUUGUAAUAGACGAUAGGUGUAGAAGACAUAAACUUUGCUUUUCAUUGAGAUAUUCCGUUCAAUUUAAGAUAGAAUAUUCGUAUAACGGUGAACCAGAUCAGAAUGAUAAAGUUAAAAAUUAUGGAGCAAUUUCAUGCUUUCUUCUGUAUUCGAAUCUUAACAUUUAAAAUGAUCUUCCAACUCUACGUGGCAUUAUCUAAAAUUUUGCAUCGUGACGAAUUCUCUCAGAACCACACUAGUAUCAAUAAUUCUCAUGAAUCUUCGUGUAGAUAGAGACUCAGUUUUGAUCGUAGAAUACAACAAAAUUCAUCCAUCUAAACGUUGCACCAUUAUUAGGUCUACAAGUGCUAUUUUUGUUUCAAAAUUCGAAGAAUUGAAUAACACUUUAUGUAACAAAAAAUAUAUUGCACUAUACAUGUGUCUACAAUAAAUACUGAAUAUUAUUGAAAAAUUUAAAAUAAAUUCUGUAUAUUAUUAAUAUUAUAUUAUAAAAAGAUUUUUGAGUUGUAGCACAUUAUAGUGCUGUGUCAUACUUUGGUAACAUAGCUUAAUAAGCUAAUUAAUUACUACAGUGCAAUCCAACCAUGUUAAUUGCAAAACUCGGCAAGAUCGUUGUGCAUUCUUCAUGAAUCUUGAUGUUUACACGAACAAUGUUUUAUAUUCCUUGGAUCAAAUCUUGUCGAAGGUUGAACUAAUAAGAGAAAAAAUAUUAUUUAACACGCCUCGGAAAGAAACGCCUACGUUUGCAUUGCAUAACACACAGAUUGCGUCGAUUUAUUAGACGAUUAUUAUCGUCAUUUUCUAUCAUUGAAUUUCGUGAUGUACAUUGUUAUUAUUAUUACUAUUCAACGAAGAAAUUUAUCGAUUCUCGUUAUUUUUUUUUUUUUUUCACAACAAGAUAACAACUAACGAUUUUACGACUGCUGGGUAAUUUCUUAAUUUACAAGCUCUUUUAUACAUUAUUCAGAUGCUCGAGCGAUCAACAUUUUCGUCGUGAAAUCUCGAUGGCGCGGACGUUUGUCGAAUGGCGAUAUAAAAGUUAGAAUUUGUUAUUUGGAGAGUGUCAUUCAGUCGGGCGGAUUUUUGUAUUCAUCGGGAGAUUGUUCGACACCUAUGUGCAUAGACUUAAACGAGGAUCCUCUUGGCGCCGUAGAAACACACGGACUCUGUAAUUUAUAUUGUAUUUCCUUUUUUUUUUCUGUGAUGUCUAUGUAUUGUUUUGUUAAUUGAAAAAAAAGUUCAAAUUUCGUUUCGUAUGAAAUGCCAACUUUUAUGAAAAGCGUUUUUUAUAACAUAUAUGGAAUUUAGAAAUAUAUACCUUUUUUUUAUCUUCAAGCACUAUAAAAUAUAGAAUAGCAUCUAAAUUUUUAUUUCGAGUAACUAUGAAAUAGUAUAUAUUAAUGCUAGCUACCAUUAUUAAGAGAAUUACAGGAGAUGUUAAAAUUAUAUUUUUGAAAUUAGAUAGAAUAAAAGAAAUAUUUUGUUAAUUAUUACGAAUUAUACCUUGUAUAAUUAUAUUUGCAAAGAGCGAAACCGAUCAUCAAACACUCAAUAGAAACUUUUGGUAAAAAGAAAUUAACAAGGUAGAAAAUACAGAGAAAGUGAAGAAUAAAUAUUUGUUAACGUUAAAUUUUUAGAAAUUCCAAAAUGUUUGGAAAUAUUAAUUUAAAAGUUUUCCACGAUCGUUCCGCGAAAUCUUUCGCCCAAUUUAAUCAGAGGAAAAGGUUUUGCGGCGGCACACAAGGGACGAUCUUGUUGCCAAGAGAAUUCCCGUCUGUACUCGCCGGAGUCAACAUCCCAGCCAUAUUUUACGUUCGUGUUUCCUCCUGUUUCAGCGCCAAACAGCCCACUCCAUCUUAGCAACAGGGCUCACGUUUUACUUCUGCUGAAUAGGCCUCAAGCCUCCCUCACGGAUGCUGAUCAUGCAGUAAGGCUACGACCGGACUGGGGCAAGGGUCAUUAUAGACGAGGGGUGGCUUUGUCGGCUCUGGGCCGACACGAGGAGGCGCUGUUUGCUCUUUGCAUCAGCGUAGCCAUCGACAAGAAUCCACAAGCUGUGCGUCACGAAUUGAUCAAGGUGCUGUACAAUGUGUUGUCGUCCGGAUAUCGUCGUUACGGGCUGCCAUCUCGCACCCCGUACAACUUGGCUGAGGGUGCGUCGCGCACGAGGAGUCGUCACCAGCUGAUGAACCCGAAGAGGAAUCGUCGAGCAGCGUUGAACGCCUCUGACUGCGAGGACAAUAGCAGCGGCGGUGAAGAAGAUUUCACUCAGAUUCUCGGGUUGCGUAACGAUCCAUUAAACGUUACGCAAGACCCUGACGUCUCGUUGCGAAUAAAGAUGAAUUGUAUUUCAAAGAAAAGGAGCUCUAAUCGUGUCAAUCCUAAUAAUUCGAGAUUAAAGUUCGCGCUUAAUCCAAUUAUGCUUGUUGGUUCAUUGCAGACUGUUAGCAGAAGGCUCCUGUCAACCACAGCGCCACAAAACAACAUGAAGCUGCAGGCUGGCCUAGAUCGUCUCUACCAAGACAUCGAAAAGCUGAAAAUACUUGGCCAGCAGCCAGAAGACAGUGACAGACUUCGUGGAGAGGGCUUUGAAGACGGUGGCACCGGCGGAAUAUGCCUCGAGGGCAGCCAGCCACCGAUUAGAACUAGUCCAGGGACUUGGCCUCCUGGGCAGCGAGCAGAUAGCGGUUUUUGUUUGCACCACGGCGUUUCCAUGCGUUGCUUGCCCCCUGUUCGUUUACGAGCCAAGAUACAGGCUGAUGGUUAGGAGAUGCGUGGAAAGUGGCGUCCGUCAGUUUGGGAUCGCCGCGUGUCUCAACAGAGAAGCCACAGGAACUAAAAGUUUGCAAUAUUUCGAAGUACAAAUUGUAGUUAAAAGAGUAUUUAAAAUUCUAAUAAACUCUGUGUAUAUAUUCUUUUCAGAAAAAAACUUUCUAAUGAUAGAUCAUCACUUAGACUGUGUUACAAAAUACGCGGAAUACGGCACUAUGCUCGAGAUUCGGGACAGAGUGCUGCUGAAAGAUGGUUGCAGCAUUCUGAGCACAGUCGGUGGCAGAAGAUUCAGGGUUCUCUCUGGAGGAGAAAGGGAUGGUUAUGAUACGGCUCAAGUAGAAUUCCUGAGGGACACGAUAGUUCAGGAGGAUCAACUGUUGAAUCUCUUAGAGCUUCACGACAAGGUGCGAACGAAAGGGAGAAGAUGGUGGGACACGGUGCCGCUGUCCCAGCAAUUAGAAAUACAGCGAGUAUUCGGUCGAAUGCCAGACACCGAGGAGGACUGGUCACGUUUGCCAGACGGUCCCUCGUGGACCUGGUGGUUGUUGGCGAUUUUACCGCUUGGCCCCCAGCUGCAAGUGGGUAUUCUCGGUACGACGAGCCUGGAGAAGAGAUUAAGAGCCAUCGAGAAGACUCUCGAUCACAUGGAGCAAAGGCAACUGACCGUCGCCCCGGCUCCCUCGGAAGAAACGACCACUUCCUCCAGCAUAUGUCGAGACGAGGGUGGUCUCACAGACACGACAGUGUCAGUGGUACAACAAUCUUAA
This is a messenger RNA of Heterotrigona itama, 5119 nucleotides long. The record is from the annotation of a GenBank genome assembly. Lineage: Eukaryota; Metazoa; Arthropoda; Insecta; Hymenoptera; Apidae.